Messenger RNA from Neoarthrinium moseri, 660 nucleotides. RefSeq lists its product as uncharacterized. Bases 1 to 660 code for a protein of 219 amino acids. Lineage: Eukaryota; Fungi; Ascomycota; Sordariomycetes; Amphisphaeriales; Apiosporaceae. The record is from RefSeq and is a predicted model, not a curated record. The transcript has 2 exons.
AUGUCCGUGUACGCCAACACAACUGCGCGGAACUUUACUCCUGAGCAAAAUAGGGAGUUUAAGAGAAGACACUUAGACAGACGGAGGGCCUACGCUAUAGCUGAUCUUCUGAGUGGUAUCCCUCAAGAUGUCGACCAGGAGGAAUGGGAGGAAUGGCACGCACAAGCUAUCCAGGAGAAUGUCAGAGAUAUUGGCAAAGGAGAUGCAUUCAUAUGUCCCGCUGGCCAGAUUGAAGAAUGUAGAGGCCAAGAGGUUUUGGUGCGCGGCGAGUCACAUCUAAAAUGGGCACAGAUUCACAACCCUACAAAUUCUCUUGUGUUUGAUGCGCAAGUCAUCGAAGACUCGGGAACUGGGGUCAACUUCAUUCAUCCAGCACUGGCACAAGCCUGUGGUCUCCGGAUAUACCCCACUGCGCCAACUGUCCACAAAGUCAUAACCGGCCAGCAGUUCCGGUCCGACAAAUGGGCUCAGGUCGAGUGGAUGGGCAAGCCGGGGAGACUUGGCACCGAUUGGUUCUAUCUAGCCCCGGAGGAGGCACCCAUACAGCUUCUCGUGGGAAGACGUUUCCUCAAGGAGAACAAGGGGGUGUUCCUGAAUGAGAAGCCCGAGGUGGAUCCUGUACUGCUCAACGUGCAAACCAAGAAGACGGUGAGAUCCUAG